This is a messenger RNA of Didymodactylos carnosus, 536 nucleotides long. The record is from the annotation of a GenBank genome assembly. NCBI's taxonomy places the organism in Eukaryota, Metazoa, Rotifera, Eurotatoria, Philodinida, Philodinidae.
GCCUGUGGGGUCUGAAGCAAAACAGAAACCAAAGACUACGAAAUCUAAACCGAAAUCAAAUUUUUUUGUUAUAAAAUCGAAUAAAGAGAAUGAAGAAUUACUCGUAAUUCAUUUUGAUGAAUUAGCAGCAUCAUCCAAAGACCGAAAAUUGAAAGAAACUUCCAUCGUUUCGUACAAGUCAAAAGGCAAAAGUGGUCGUGGUGAAAUUUUCUCAUUACAUACUAGUCGUAGUGAUGCUCUUCGUUCUCGCGAUAUAGAGCAGAAUAAAAUAAAUAAACAAGGGCGCAAUGAUGGCAAAGAACUACUUGAAAGUAAUAAUAGUACAUCAGCCGAGGAAGAAGAUGAAGAACAGGCAGAUACGUCUGAUGAAUUACCUGUACCCACACCGGUUAAUAUACAUGCGGUUCGUGAUCGUUUAGCAGAUUCAAUGAAAGAGAAAGAAAAAGAAAACUCAAGCCAUCAACUACAAUCCUCAACAGCAAAAGCUAAUUCUGGUGCGAAAGCAUUACCAAAUAACAUUGUUCAAAAUGCAAAGA